Messenger RNA from Antechinus flavipes (yellow-footed antechinus), 1378 nucleotides. NCBI's taxonomy places the organism in Eukaryota, Metazoa, Chordata, Mammalia, Dasyuromorphia, Dasyuridae. The record is from the annotation of a RefSeq genome assembly.
AUGCUAAAAAUCCUAACAGCAACAUUCAUACUUCUACCUCUAACAUGAUAUUCUAAAAAGCCCUGACUAUGACUUAACACUACAACACAUAGCUUCCUAAUUAGUAUCUGAAGUUUAACACUCCUUUAUCACAACUCAGACUUAGGCUACCAUUAUAACAACUCCUUUUCAUUAGACCCGUUAUCAGGCCCCCUAUUAGUAUUAUCAUGCUGACUCCUUCCACUAAUAAUUAUUGCUAGCCAAAAUCACCUAGCCCAUGAACCCUUAACACGAAAAAAAACCUAUUUAACAAUACUCAUUAUCCUACAACUCUCCUUAAUUAUAGCAUUCGCCUCCUCCGAACUUAUUAUAUUCUAUAUCCUAUUCGAAACAACUCUAAUUCCCACUCUAAUCAUUAUCACACGCUGAGGCAGCCAAAACGAACGACUUAAUGCAGGCCUGUAUUUUCUAUUUUACACCUUAGUUGGAUCUCUACCACUUUUAGUAGCCCUGCUUCACUUACAUAAUAAACUAGGCUCUUUACACAUAUUAACAAUAUCACUAGCCUCACCAACCCUAGAUACCUCAAUAUCUUCCUCUCUACUUUGAUACGCCUGUAUAAUAGCAUUCAUAGUAAAAAUACCACUAUAUGGCCUACAUCUUUGACUCCCCAAAGCACACGUAGAAGCCCCUAUUGCAGGGUCUAUAGUUCUAGCUGCCAUCCUACUAAAACUUGGAGGUUAUGGUAUUAUACGAAUUACAGCCUUCACUGAACCCCUAACAACAACCCUUUGCUAUCCUUUUAUAAUUUUAUCGCUCUGAGGUAUAAUUAUAACAAGCUCCAUUUGCCUUCGACAAACAGACCUUAAAUCACUCAUUGCCUAUUCUUCCGUAAGUCAUAUAGGCUUAGUAAUCAUCGCAGCACUCAUACAAUCCCCCCUUAGCUUUAUAGGAGCUACCGUACUAAUAAUCGCCCACGGAUUAACAUCCUCAAUAUUAUUCUGCUUAGCUAAUACCAACUAUGAACGCAUCCACAGUCGAACCCUAAUCCUUAUCCGAGGACUUCAAAUAAUUCUCCCUCUUAUAUGUGCUUGAUGGUUACUAGCAAGCCUUGCCAACCUAGCACAACCCCCCUCAAUUAAUCUUUUAGGAGAACUUAUUGUAAUUAUAACCACCUUCUCUUGAUCUAACUUCUCACUUAUUCUCCUAGGUAUUAACACGGUUAUUACCGCAAUUUAUUCCCUUCACAUAUUUAUUACCUCUCAGCGAGGUAAAUUUACUCAUCACAUAAGCCCCAUCAAACCAACAUUCACCCGAGAACAUAUACUAAUGACAUUACACCUUCUACCCCUUAUCAUAUUUUCAAUUAGCCCCAAAUUUAUCCUCGGCCCCACAUACU